CGCUUCGCACGGCCGGAGUUGCUUGCCACCCCACAAUGAGGCGAAGCAUAUGCCGCCGCCACACAACAAUUCACCUGCCUGACCGGCCUCACUAUGCCGACAGUUAAGCAGCGCUGCCGCCGCUACGACUUCGCUGUUUCGGGUUAUAACUCAGCUGGUGGAGCUUCGUGCGACCAACGACACCGUUUGGGCAGUCAGUGAAUUCAACGAACCGGCGGUAAGCACAACGCGAAGCGGACAAAGUGGAAAUAAUAAGGUCGCCAGAUAAAUAAAGUGAAAGUGGAAACAAAAACAACAAAAUAAAUACAAUUAAAAACAAAAUAAAAAGUGUUGGAAUUUUAAUGGUGACACAGGUGAAUACGCUGGUAGGAUAUUUGGUGGCUUGUACAGCGCGAUCACUUUGUUAUUGUUUUCACAUUUAUAUGUGCCACAUGAAGAAAAAUAUUCAUAUCAAGCAAGGAACGAAAAGAAAAGUGAAACGUUGUGACAAAAUGUGAGAUAAUGAACAAAUAACCGAAAACGAACAAAAAAUUAUAUCCGGCAAAUAAAAUACUAACUGAAAACUUUAGUGCAUUUCAAAAACUAAGAAAACUAAAUUUCAAACGAAAACUUAAAUGACAAAACUGAAAUAUUGCGCUACAAUAAAAAAAGCUAUAAAAAAGUUGAGCAGCCGCAGAAGACCGCAUCCGACGGAGGAUGAAAUGCCACACAUCAAUUACUCGUAAAACGACAAUUUCUAUGAAGACUGAUUUUGUUUAGUUAGAAACUAACAGAUAUACGAAACAACUGUGUAACGCACACAACUACGAAGACGCCUAGCAGUGCACACAACUAAAGGCGAACUCACAGCUCACAAUAUGGAAAGCAGCGACAGACUGCUCUAUCGCAAGCGUUGUAGUACCAGCAUCGGCAGCAGUUGUACGAUGGAUCAGAAAAUUCUAGUGCUGAUGGCAGUCGUGAUUGCAAAUGCCUGUAUAGCGGGCACCAUACCCGCCACACCCGAAAACAUCACCGUCACCUUCCUCACGCCCACAACGGUGCGCGUCUCCUGGCAAACGAUGAUCGAUUUGAAUGCGCAUCCAAUCGAGAAGUAUAUCGUGACAUACAAGCCGACAGAUGACAGUUACAGGGUUGUCCAGGAUGUCGCCGGCAAUAGUGAGGCAAUCAUUUUAGAUCGUCUAUCGCCCAGCACACAGUACUCGAUAGCGGUGACGGCCAUUUGGCUUGGCAAGAAGUAUCGCAGCAGACAGAUCAUAUUUCGUACAUUGGAUAUGCCCAAGACAUCGUCACAGCAGGACUACGCGCCCGGACACACGGCCGGCGCGCUGGGAAGCCAAAACAGCGUUGGCAAUGUUAAUGCGGGUAUCGCCGGAGGUGGUGCGCCUGGUGCGGCCGGUGGAAGUGGUGUGGGGGUUGCUGGCACCGGGCUUAUCGGCGGCAAUCUGGCUAGCGCAGCGGCAGCAGCGAACGGUAAUGGCACGUAUGGAGACGAUGUAACGUCAACAGUGACGAAUACAAUGGCGCAACGGCCACGUGAAUUGCCAACGAUACGCGGCGUUGAAAUCGGCAUUGUGCUUAUUGUUUUGAUGGUGUGGGCUGGUGCUAUAGCGCUAUUCUUCAAUCGUUGGGGCAAAAUUCGCAUGCUGUUGCCCUAUCAACCGGACUACAAGCACGAACAGCUGAAGGUACCCGGCACCGGGGUGUGCACUGGCGCUGGCUGCAACGGCCAACAUUCGCAUCAGAACCUACACCCAGAUAUAUUCGUAAAGUCGAAAUCGAAAGCGGGUGGCGGUAUCAGCGGCGGCUGCGGAGUCGAUCACAAGCUGAGGCAGAAGCGUUUCACUCAACAGCGGAGUAUAUUGAAGAAUUCAACAGAGCGUUCAAGCAAUCAGGAUGAGCAGGAACUGCUGGAGGCCAAAAAGCAAUUGAUAUUGCGGCGACGACGGCUCUUCAGCCACUACCGUCAGUACGAGCAGUGGCGUCGGCGCCAAUUCAGCUACGAUCCGUGCUACUAUCGCGCCAUACCGCUGCCAAUCGGCCAGGCGUCGACCACCAACUAUGCUGGCGGUUACAGCGGUCAGGGUCAGGGCGCAUUCCGACGCCGCCGCCAGUACAGGCGGCAGUACUCGUGUGCCGAACGUGAGGAUUCGCGCGAGAGUCGUGAGUCGUCGUCGCUGCAUCGUUACAAGGGCGUCAGUGUGAUGGCUAGCGAAUCAUUCAAUACCGAUAGCGCUAACUAUAUUAACUAUGAACAACAAGAACAAUCACAUCAACGGUCACAACACCCGCAACAGCAACUGCAACAGCGUGAAGAUUCAAUCGAACCCUACUCAACAGUGGGACGUCGCAGUCAUUUCCACAUGUUGCACGAGGAGCGCUCUGCCUCCAUUUCGGAACGAUGCACACGUAGUCGCAUCAAUUCGGCCAUAUUUGUGUCGUCCGAGGGCAGAGGAUUUGAUUCAAUCGAAUUUCUGCGUCGUCAUGGUUCGCAGAGUGUGCUGUGUCGGAAGGCACGCAGCGCCGAGAACAUCACCGACAAUGAGCGCAAGAAAAGUUUCUCCGACAAUAAGGGUUCGUGGCGCAACGAAGGGCACAAUGACAGCGAUCCGAAUGCAUCGAACCGGAGACAAGACGAUAUGGAUGGCAGCGCCAUUGAGCUACGCGAAUGCCGUCCCAAUGCCAACAAUUGCAGUGCAGGCUGCUGCGCCGAGUCGCGAACUCUCUCCGUGCUCACUACCAACACCAGCUGCGAUCAUCCAUCCACGUCGGCGGCCGCAGCGGCUUCAAUGGCCGCCACAAAUGUGGUUGUGGGCAGCAUUUCAAUUGAAACGCCACCAUCCCACAUCAAAGAUGAACUGCACAACAGCACAGCCAGCAUCGCAGCCACAACCACCGCCAUCGUCGCUUUGCAGAAUGGUGAGAAGAGACAGCGUCCAAACAACUUUGCGGGCAUGUCAACGAAGACUUCCGUCUCGCGAGAUUCCAACGACACUGUCGAGGAGUUAGUACUCGUGCCAACCGUCGCGGCCACGGCGGUGCCGUUGCCAGAGAUAGCCAUAACAAACCGUUCGCGUACGCUUGUGCGUCAGCGUUCCUCAACCGUCUCCAUUUCACCGCACCGCAGUCCCAAGACGCUAGCGCUAAAGCAUGCCAAACCGAAGAUCGCAGCGUUACCAAUGGUUUCGGUGUCGGGUCCAUCACCACCGCACGAGAAACCGCCGCCACAACCGCAAACGGAGUAUUUGUAACAAAUGGCAGCCGAAACAUUUAUUUAAGUAUAAGUGAAUGCAACGUUGACAUGGAAGAUGGGAGGCAUAUAUGAAGAGCAUGCAAGCGGUCGGCGCAGCAGCGGGGAAAGUUGUUGUACGAAGGUUGGGUUGAAAGGCUUGUCUCGAAUCAAUAAGGCACAAAAGCAGCUCCUACCAUAUCCUCAGCGAAGUAUAUAAUUGGAAUCUUUCCUAUACUCUUCCUAACUUCCAGCUCACGUACUUAGCUCACACACUUACAAAUGUUUCGGCUAUAAUUGGAACAGCUCGUGGCCCACAUGCGUUGGGCUUGUCUAUCGUCUAAAAUCUAACUAAAAUUCUCAAAACUGACUGAACUAUUCGUAACUACUGAAAAAACCGUUAAAAACAAAUACAUAUGUACAUACAAGAGAGUGUACAUAUAGGUCUGUGUAUUUAUCAGAUAACUGUUAAACCUUAGUACUAGAUAUUAGCUCCAAAAAUACAACCCGAGCCAUUGGUAGAUUGGCGAAAAGCUUUAACAAGUCACUUGAAAACUUUCAAGCUUUAAUAUUACAAAUACUGUUUAUAACAUUUUUUCGUCAUUAAUAUUUCAUUAUUGAUCAAUAUUAUUAGUGUAGCACACAUGUGCAUACAUAUGUAUGUAAGUGUGCAACUAUUUACUAUUUAUAAGUAUAUAUAUGUAUGGAAUUAUUUAUUGUAUUUAUGUAAAUAUGUUUGUCUAGAUUUAAGCACAGCUGACAACAAAUUAUAUUAAGCAAUCGAAGGAAGUAACAACAACAAUAUAAUCAUAGAAUAAUUGAUUACUAUCAUUACUUCUCCAUGUAUCCAAAAAGAAACACAUGCAAGCACUUGCUUAGGAUAGGUACUUAGAAUUUUAGGGAGCUUACAGCGUAGGCUUUCGAAUUGCAUUUCUUUGUGGAAUCCAAUAUAGAUACAUAUAUAGUGAUUAGUUUUUUUAUUAUGUACUUAAUAGUAAAUAUGUCCUUAGAUAUGUAUUUGUAAGUUUUAUAUUCGUACCUACAUGACUAAUAUCAUACAUAUGUAUAUCUAUAUAACAUGAUAUAAAUAUAUUUUGUAAGAGUGUUAAUGCUCCAAAGGGAAAUCAGCUUGCAGGUGACAACGUCAGUGCCAGGUUGAAGAGCUUAAACAAAUAUAAAAACUUCUAUGACAUAAAUAUUAAAGUGCUCGAUAUUUCCCAGAUUUAAUUUUUCUUUCCAAAAGCCCACUGAAGUUUCAGGUUUUGCUAUAAAAGUGAGGAUCAAAGCAAACAAGCUCUUUAUUUUUGAUUUAAAACGUGCCUCAAUUAUAUUUCUUUCCGGAGUACAAAACAUUUUCUGCAUAACUUUAACUGCGUAUAAUGUUUAAGGGACUAUAUACAGUUAGGAGACUGGAAAAAACGAUUUUUUUUCUGAGAAAACUUUUAAAUUUGUUGAUAUUAAAAUUUGUGCAUAUAUUAUGGUGUCUUUUAACUGUAUUUUAAGACUUAUUAUUAGUAAAAAUAUUUAUUUGGUAAGGAAUUACAGCUGAUCUCCGGGAGCUCCUCACAAAAAAGUCGUUUUACGGUGACCACUUUAUCUCUGAACUGGAUCCUCUGCAAUUAAAAAACCAAACAGAUUUCGUCAAAGUAAUGUUAAAUCUGUAAAGCAAAACGAAGGCAUAAACAAAUUAAAGUUUUUGACGGUUUCUUAAAAAAAAAAUCAAGUUUUGACCAAAAUUUCGGCUUAAAUUAUUUAUAAAAAAGGUAUUUAUCGGUGAGAAGAAAAUCUUCGGUAAAUUGCUAAAAAAUAUAUCUAAGAAGCUCGUGUUGAAAUUUGAGACUAAUCGGUUAUGCCGUUUUUGAGUAGUGCUGAUCACCAUUUUGAGAAAAACGCGUUGAAAGUUUGGUCUUGUACUACCAAGCACUCUGAAACACCUUUUCAAAUUUGCGUGUAACUUCGAAAAUAUUCACCCGAACAAUAUGAAUUUGUAUUUUAAAUCUAUGUAUACUAAGAAAAUAGAAUAAAUCGAUUUUUUGAAAUCCUAACUGUACAUAAACCCAUAAGGCAAUCUUUGUAUGAAAAAAAUGUACAAACAAUGUCGUAGAGCGGAAAAUUCUCUAUUCGAACAUUUUCUCACAAUGGUUGAUUUAUUUACGUUGAAGAUAAUAAAUUUAAAAAUCCCAUAAUCUUUACAAGAAAAAACUAAUAAAAUUGAGUUACGUUUUAAAUUGAAAAUAAAAAUCUUGUUUACGUUGGAUCUUCAUUUUUAGAGCAGAAACUAGUUCUGGGGACAUUUGCAAAAAAUAAAUAAACUUGGGUAAUAACGGACACCCUAAUAGACAAACAUACAUACUGCUAUGAGCAAAAACUAGUAAGACUUUGUUCAUAAUUUCAAAAUUCUUAAUUUAUUCUUCUAAAUAUAUUGUAGUGCAAGAACCAAUAGCUCUCGGCCCUUAAUUCCGGCCUCGUUUCGAAAAAAUUGAGUGAUUUUGGAACCAAUCGUGCUUUCACUUUUCUUAGGUCCAAAAGAUCUUUUAUAAUGGUUUUCACCGAACCUUCCGAUAUUUCAAAGAUGCCAGUAAGAUCUGUGACUGCUAAUUGUCGAUUUUCAAAGACCAAAUUUAUUUCAUUUUAUUGACGUGUUGACCAUCAGUUCAUGUUGAUGGUGAAAAACGCCAAAUUGAUUUUAUGUACUUCAAAAAGACAAGUGUAUACCAAACACUAAUGAUUAUUUUGAUGUGACAUUUGGCGCAGAUGUCACUGACAGUUAUAAAUAAAUAUUUCGACGAAUGGGUUUUCGAGCGAAAUUUAAAUUAGCAAGUCUUACUAUUUUUUGCCCACAAUAGUAUAUUAAAACAGAGUCCCAAAUUGGCAUGUUUUUUUUAAUAAAAUUGUCUUUUCAAAUACAUUGUUUAUAAUUUUCCAAAAAAAUAAUUUACAAAAAUACUUUUCCGCAAUUUUUAUUUUAAUUUAUUUUUUAAAUUUGUAGGUAUUUAAGAAGUGAUAUUUUUUUUGUAAAUAAACAGUGUAACAUACUUGAAUUUUGUGGAAAUGAAGGAUUGUGACUCAAUCUGUAGAGAUUUUCAAUAUAAAUUAACUAAAUAAAAAAAAAUGAUAAAAAUUAACUUAAAAUUAUGUAGAAAUGUAAGAAAUUGUAUAAAAAUUAUGCAUAUUUACUAAAAUUAAAUAAUUAUAGCAUGUACUCAUAGAGGAAUUUAAGGGCAGGUCAGGGCUCCAAAGGCAGGCCAAAAUCAAAGCUCAAGAAUAAAUCAUAAAUCAUUGCAAUUUAAACACAUUUAGCUAAUCGUCUAUAAACACUACACACACAUCAGCAUUCACACGCUAAUACUUAGAAAUUUAGUAAUAGAUCGAAGCUAGCGUCUAGUCCACUGAAUUAUUUGAAGUUUGAAAUGUUAAAAGCCAAAUAGGACCCUGACCCGACAACCGAUGCGUAUAACAUUUAUAUGUAUGUAUGUAUAUUUGUAGUAUUUAUACCUACUCGUACUAGCAAACUAAUCAUGACCUAAACAAUAUCUACAAGCAUAGAUACAUUUAUAAUAUAUACAUAUAUUUAUAUACAUAUGUUUACACCUACUGAAACUGAAUGAAGAAAUAUGGUAUAAGCUUUACUCUCCCCUAUCAAAUAAAUAUCUAAAUGUAAGCAACAAGAUUUUAUGCACAUACCUACAUACAUUUAUAUGUACUUAUGUACAUAUAUACAUACUUCACAGUGUUUAAGGAAUAUUUACGAGAAAUGUUCAAAAACCAAACCAACUAAAUAUCACAGUGCAACCGAAGGAUUUGAUUUUUCAUAAAAACAAAGGAAAGAAUAUAAAUAUGUAUAUUUAAGAAUGCAUAUAGAAAUAUAAAUUCAUGAAUUGAAUGACUACCUAUAGAGCCAUACACACGCAAGUAUUUUGAUUGGAAAAUAGAAAAUUUGAAAGAAGCACCUCUUAAUAUUAAUAUUAAGAGCCCAUCUUUUGAGUGACUUUUUUCACAUUUUUGAAAGUUUUUAGCCUGUUUUUCAGUUGAAAAAAAAUGUUGCCUCAGAAUGACACACCCUAAUGUAUAUACAACCAGUAAUAGUCAACUCGAAGGCAUUUCCCAAAACAAUAACAACUCUGAUCUGAUAAACUUAUUUCUUACUAACUGUUCUCUCAUUGGAACUGUUCAGAAUUUAAGUCUUUUCCAUUACAAAGUAGAAAUAUUUUAAUUAUUAUUUUCUUCGAACAAGUCUAGAUUUUCUUCGAAAAAGUCAUAGGUGUACUUUUUACUGAUGCAAAAGUUCCAAAAACAAUAAUAGAACCUAAAACAACUCAACAGAUAAAUGAAUUUGAGGUUUCAGUAAAAAUUAAAUGUUAACUAAAGAGUUAAUAAAAACGAAUUUUUAAUAGAAACACAAAAAAGUUUAGAUAAAACAAUAAAAAUAAUAUGUUGAAUUAUAAUGAAUUAACUUUUUUCAUUUGGCAGAUGCUCAAGCCAUAGGUCCAUUGCACUUUGUAUUUGAUAACGGCAAAGAGAAAGUUGUUCUUGUUUUUGUGCUCACCACAUUAUUUUGAUGUGAAGAAAUAUUAUUUGCAAGGGUUUUUGAUUUUAUAUAUAUAUUUAUUUUUUUUAAUGUUUAUUUAUUUUUUAUUACAUAUAUUUAUUUUCGUUUUUUAUUAUAUUUAUUUAUUUUUUUUUUUAAUUUUAUUUUAAUUUUUUCUAUUUACAUAUUUUUAACUUUAUUCUAUUUAUUUAUUUAUAUUCUGUUUCAAUUUAAAUAACUGUUAUUUUUUUAUUUCUAAAAUUAAAAUUUCUUGCAGUUUUUCAAAUUUUUAAGGUUGAUUAUUUUUAGAAAAUGUUUGCAAAAGAAAAAAAUAAUUCCGUCUAUUGUUUAUUCAA
This is a messenger RNA of Bactrocera neohumeralis, 8110 nucleotides long. RefSeq lists its product as uncharacterized. Gene Ontology annotation, molecular function: protein binding. The transcript has 10 exons. Lineage: Eukaryota; Metazoa; Arthropoda; Insecta; Diptera; Tephritidae. The coding region runs from base 858 to 3248 and encodes 796 amino acids. The record is from RefSeq and is a predicted model, not a curated record.